CUUAUGUUUGUCAUUGCAAUGGCAGCUUUUGGAGCAGAGGAAGAUGAUGCACUCUGCAAGAUGCUAGGGAUGCCAGAGUUUCCUCUUCUAUCUAAGGAUGGUGAUAUUAUCAUUGGAGGAGCCUUCUCCAUUCACAGCCAAAUCUCAAAGCCUUCUUUAUCCUUCACAGAUAUUCCAGAACCUCUCACAUGCACCAGAAUUAAUUUUAGAGAGUUUCGUUUUGCCCACACAAUGAUGUUUGCCAUAGAGGAGAUCAACAAAAGCAGUUCUCUGCUGCCUAAUAUCUCUAUUGGGUAUAAGAUUUUUGACAGCUGUGGUUCGACACUACCUUCGGUGCGUGCAGUGAUGGGUCUAAUGAAUCAACAGGAAAAGACUUUAGGAAAAACAUGCUCCAGCCAGUCAUCUGUUCAUGCCAUCGUCGGAGCCUCAGAGUCCUCCUCAACCAUUGUAAUGCUUCAGACAUCAGGGAUUUUUCAUAUACCAGUGAUCAGCCACUUUGCAACAUGCGCUUGUCUAAGUAAUAGAAAGGAGUAUUCCUCUUUCUUCAGAACCAUUCCCAGUGACUAUUAUCAGAGUAGAGCUCUUGCAAAAAUGGUGAAACAUUUCGGCUGGACCUGGGUUGGCACAGUUAGAAGUGACAACGACUACGGUAAUAACGGCAUGGCCACGUUUAUUGCAGCGGCGGGUCAGGAGGGGGUCUGUAUCGAGUACUCAGAAGCCAUUUCAAGGACCGACUCCAGAGAUAAAGUUGCCAAGGUGGUCAGAGUGAUCCGGGAAGGCACUGCAAAGGUUUUAGUUGCCUUCCUUGCCCAGAGUGAGAUGAAUAUUCUUCUUGAAGAAGCUGUGAGGCAGAACUUGACUGGGCUGCAGUGGGUGGGAAGUGAGUCCUGGAUCACAGCAGGCUACCUAGCAACUAAAACGUACUCCGGCAUCUUGACAGGGUCACUGGGCUUCACUAUUAAAAAGACAAAAAUCCCAGGAUUACAAGAAUUCCUUUUACAAGUUAGCCCAUUUCAGAACCCACAAAACAGUGUGCUUAGAGAGUUCUGGGAGGAAGCGUUUGACUGCAGUUUCCAGCCCAGUUUGAAUGUUCCAAAACAAUGCUCUGGCUCCGAAAAACUGAAGGACAUCGACAACCCUUUCACAGAUGUGUCAGAGCUGAGGAUAUCCAACAAUGUGUAUAAGGCUGUAUAUGCUGUGGCUUAUGCUAUACAUAAUAUGUUAAAAUGUGGUGAAAUGGUGAAUCAGUCUUGCAACCGGAGAGACAAAUUAGAGCCAAAACAUAUUCUGACACACCUGCAAGACGUGAAUUUUACUCUUCAUUCUGGUGAGAGUGUGUACUUUGAUGAGAACGGAGACCCUGCAGCCACAUAUGAGCUGGUAAAUUGGCAGAGAAACAAAAAAGGGGACACUUUGUUUGUGACUGUUGGGAGUUAUGAUGCUUCACUUCCAAAAGGAAACCCGUUUACAAUGAAUGGAAUAAACAUUACAUGGGCUGCUGACUCCAUAAAGAAGCCUCAGUCUGUCUGCAGUGAAAGCUGUUCACCAGGUUUCCGCCAAGCUGUGAUUAAAGGCAAACCCAUCUGCUGUUUUUCCUGCAUCUCCUGUGCUGCUGGAGAGAUCAGCAACUCUAACAAUUCUGCAGAGUGUACACGGUGUUCAUUGGAGUACUGGUCAAAUGAGAAUCACAGCCAGUGUGUGCCAAAGGUGAUCGAGUUUUUAUCUUACGAAGAAACCAUGGGGGCUGUUCUGGCUACUUUUUCAUUAUUUGGAGCGAGUUUAACAACGGUGGUGUUCUUUGUCUUUCUGUGGUUUCGUCAAACACCUCUCGUCAAAGCCAGUAAUUCAGGGCUGAGCUUCCUGUUGCUGUUCUCCUUGAGUCUGUGUUUCCUGUGCUCUCUGACCUUUAUCGGUAGGCCUUCUGUGUGGUCAUGCAUGCUGCGUCACACAGCGUUUGGCAUCACUUUUGCUCUGUGUAUGUCUUGUAUCUUAGCUAAGACCGUAGCAGUGGUGAUCGCCUUUAAAGCUAAGAGGCCUGCACCUAGAGUUCCUCAAUGUUCUGCUCCAUUUCAGAGAAUAAGUGUUUUCACCUGUACAUCACUGCAGGUUGUAGUAUGUGUGCUUUGGUUAACUCUUGCACCACCAGUCCCAUACAAAAAUGUGGCUUACUCUGCUGAAAAGAUUAUUCUAGAGUGUGAUUUGGGUUCACCUAUAGGCUUCUGGGUUGUGUUGGGAUAUAUAGGACUCCUAGCCGUUCUGUGCUUUAUCUUUGCUUUUCUGGCUCGGAAGCUGCCUGAUAAUUUCAAUGAAGCUAAAUUUAUCACUUUCAGCAUGUUGAUAUUCUGUGCAGUGUGGAUCACCUUCAUUCCGGCUUAUGUCAGCUCUCCAGGGAAGUUCACUGUGGCUGUGGAAAUAUUUGCUAUUUUGGCUUCUAGUUUUGGGUUGCUUUUCUGCAUAUUUGCUCCAAAAUGCUAUAUUUUAGUAUUGAAACCAGAAAGAAAUACCAAAAAACAUAUGAUGGGAAGAAAUUAA
Molecule: messenger RNA, 2532 nt
Organism: Sphaeramia orbicularis (orbiculate cardinalfish)
Lineage: Eukaryota; Metazoa; Chordata; Actinopteri; Kurtiformes; Apogonidae
Product: extracellular calcium-sensing receptor-like
Exons: 6
Coding region: 4-2532 (842 amino acids)
Biological process (GO): G protein-coupled receptor signaling pathway
Cellular component (GO): plasma membrane
Molecular function (GO): G protein-coupled receptor activity
Source: RefSeq, a predicted model, not a curated record